Molecule: messenger RNA, 1314 nt
Organism: Symbiodinium sp. CCMP2456
Lineage: Eukaryota; Dinophyceae; Suessiales; Symbiodiniaceae
Source: the annotation of a GenBank genome assembly
AUGGAAAUGGCCGACAGAAAAACAACAUCGUCCUCGCAGCGCACCGAAAAGAAUUCGCCAGAGUGGUCGGACAUUGACCCCGCGGUGACGGCGUUGGUGAACGAUAUCAUGGCUCGCGUGGCCGACAAGUGGACGCUGUUGGUGCUCGAGGCGUUGGAUGAAAACGGGGUCGUUCGCUUCAAGGAACUGAGCCGGCUUGUCGAAGGUAUCAGCCAAAAGAUGUUGACGCAAACGUUGCGGCAGAUGGAAUGCGACGGGCUCGUCACGCGGACCAUUUAUCCGGAAGUUCCGCCACGUGUCGAGUACGAACUGACGCCGCUCGGGUCGAGCCUGGGCGAGGCAUUUUGCGGCGUAUGGAAGUGGGCCGAGACGCAUUGUGCUGAAAUCGAAGCGGCACGAAAGCGAUUUGCCGCAAAGCACGAGAGUAUCGUGAGUUCUCGUACGCGAGCCGGUUUUACGUUGGUCGAGUUAUUGGUGGUGAUCGCCAUUAUCGGUGUGCUUGUAUCGCUUCUGUUGCCGGCCGUGCAGCAGGCUCGGGAAGCGGCUCGCCGGAUGCAGUGCACCAACAACAUGAAGCAAUUGGUGUUGGCCACGCAUAACUAUCACGACACGUUCGGCACGUUGCCCCCGUUCGGCAUGGGCGGCACGGUGACGUACGACUACUCGCCGCACGUGAUGCUGCUUCCGUUCUUCGAGCAGCAAGCUCGUUACGACAUUCUUGCCGAGACCGGGUUCAACAUCGAACCGUGGGAUUCUUCGCCUGCUUGGGACGGAGUGAUCGACGCACUCGUUUGUCCUUCCGAUGCCAACAAUAUUUCGCCGGAUGGAAUCGCGACGACGAACUACUGCUUCUCCGAAGGAGAUCGCCUGAUGGAGUAUUACAACAGUGCGGCCAAUACUCGCUCGGCGUUUCCGGUACAUCGCUCGCAUCAGUCGGCCAAAGCGGCGUUUCGUGAUGUGACCGACGGGCUGAGCAACACAAUCGUCAUGAGCGAACGCUGUGCGAGCUGGAGCUUUUCUUACUGGGGCUUCAAUGUUUGCCGCUUCCAAACGAUUCUGCCACCCAACGGGCCAUCCUGUUCGUACAACACCUCGAACCCCGCGGCCGAAGCGAAUUUGAUGCCGCCGACCAGUUACCAUCCCGGUGGCGUUGUCUGCGGCAUGGGGGAUGGCGCCGUGCGAUUUGUCACCGACACCGUCGACACCGGCGAUCUUUCGGUGCUUGCCAAAGACGUGACCAGCGGUCCUUCGCCGUAUGGUGUGUGGGGCGCGCUGGGUUCGAUCAACGGUGGCGAAGUGAACCAGCAGUUCUAA